This is a messenger RNA of Malania oleifera, 1730 nucleotides long. RefSeq lists its product as uncharacterized. The record is from RefSeq and is a predicted model, not a curated record. The transcript is spliced from 7 exons. The coding region runs from base 337 to 1590 and encodes 417 amino acids. Lineage: Eukaryota; Viridiplantae; Streptophyta; Magnoliopsida; Santalales; Ximeniaceae.
GGUUCGGGUUCCACAAAACCAACCACCCCUCCUCCCUUUGGUUUGCAUUUUGAAGCUCGAGAUGAUAAUUUGAUUGGUUUUCGAUUACAUUUUUAAUGGAUUCCAUCUUGAUAUGCAUCUUCAACAAACACAAUCCUAAUAUUGUAAUGUGUUCAUCUUCACUUCAUUUUUGUAUUUUCCAGUUUCCGCGCUAGACCCUCCCAAGGACAAAAUGAAAACCUCGAAGAAGCACGCGCGCAGGCACGCAAAAAAAAAAAACAGAGACAGCAGCAGCAGCGGCAGCGGCAGGACACCGACCCCUUCCAUUGUGAAAAAUAAUCAAAUAUAUAGGUAGUAAUGGCAGCAAUCGGAUGGUAUGGACCCCUAAUCGAUCUUUCCUCCGCCGCUUCUCACAUCGGCGACUAUGUUCAGCUCCUCGACUUUGUUCACCGAUCAACCCCCGUUCAGUAUAAGCUUUCGAAAGGGGGAGCAUCAAUCAGGACUGAUAUUCAGGUUUGUGAUGAUACAAGGCCAUUUUUCUCCAUAUCCUUGUGGCAAAAGCAAAUGGGAUCAAUGGUGUUUGCUGGUGAUGUCAUUUUGCUACAAAAUGCCAGGAUUACUAAAUUUCAUGAUGUUGUUGAAGCCAGAACAGUCCAUUGCUCAUCUUUAUUGUGCUUGGUCCACCCUUAUGAAUCACUUAUGACAAAGGGUGUGGAUGACUUACUAAAGGAUUGCCGAGUUGGUGCAACAACUAGGGAAAAGCUUAAGAAGGUGAUAGAGUGGGCGCAGCGAGCUGGAUCUAUUCCUAACACUGUCGAAUUGGAUAGCUAUCAAAAGAGACAAUGGAAAAGGAACUGGAAAGACCAUGAAGAAAGGAAGUCUCAGGACUGUUUCUCACUUUCUGGACUAUCAAAUCUAACUAAUUCCUGUAAAGCAACCUUUUAUGGAUCCAUUGGUGAAAUUUUUCUGCCAAUUACUUGGAGAAUUCUUGCUGAAUAUGAGGAGGAAAAGAUGUUCAUCAGCAGAAGAUUAUAUGAAAUAGGAGAUGAUAGUUUAGCAGAAGAUAUUAUUUGUACUGGUUGUCAGCUCUGUGGCUCCCCAUUGGAUUUGGACUCCGGAUCUACUUCUAAGCCAAACAGUGUUCCAUUCUAUUGCCAUAGCUCUUCCAAUCGCCUUCACAAAAUAAGCUUGAUAUAUAGACCCUUUAUGUUAUAUGUAUGGGAUGAAAUGGGUUACAUUCCACUCCUUGUCAGAAAUAAGGCUGCAGAAGUCUUGUUUGCUACCAUUGGGGCGGAGAAAGUGCGCUCAUGUUAUUUGAGGCCAAAGCUCUGUUGUCCAAAAGAUGUUCACACGAAUAAACAUUCUCAUGCAAGAACCAUUACUCUAACCAAAGCUGCCACAGAUGCAGGUCCUUGCUCAACAAAUGAAGCCAAGAGCCAGUGUCGCGAGGACCUGAAUUUUUAUCUGAUUUGGUUAAGUGUGCUCAGAAUAUUGCUACAAGGGAAAAAUAGUCCUUUGAAAUUUGAAGUUAAUGUUAAUGCUGAUUUAGAUAGAGAAAAUGGGAGGUUUGAAAUGGUGUCGGUGUCAAUGCCUUGCUUCAAAAUCAUUUGAUUCCCUAUCAUUUGGCAAUAAAUGCCAGAGGUGUUGCAUGCUUUGAUUUAGCAAAAAAUUUUGCACUCCCUGUUCCAUAUUCUCCCUACACCUUUCAUAGGCCAAAUUUUGGCCUUCAAUUUUGGCGAGUUCAAAAUUUU